GUCCCCGAGUGGGGUCUGGGACAGUGGGGAUGUUCAGGUACAGAACAGCGAACUUGGGAACACGGACUGUGGCCUCCCAUCGCCAGCGCCCCCACGUGUAUUCUGGUUCUUUUAAAGAUGAAAGUACUUGGGGUGCAGGCAAGAGAAAGGUGUUUUCAGACGGAAAAUAAGGUUAUUACGGAGUAUUUUGUCCGCUUGAAUCCACAGCUCUGACGUGGGCAGACGGCCCGAGCUGCAUGAGCGGCACUUCCCGGCGCGACCUCCGCCUCAGCCCUCCCGCACCUCACGGGGGGAGCCCGGGGCCGCCCCCCGGGGCCGCCCCUCCCUCGCCGCCGGGGUGGGAUCGCCGCUCUGCCCUCCCCAGGGCAGGGCCGGCGGCUCCGGCCCGGAGCGGAGCGGGGCGGCCGCGGGCGGGCGCAGCGCUGGGGCCAUGCCGGCGGUGCGGCUGCGGCUCCUGGCCGGCUGCCUCCUCCUCCUGCUGCUGCUGCUGCUGGGCGGCCGCGGCGCCGCCGCCCUCGGCCGGGACGCGGUGCCUUCCCUGCGGAAUAAAGGGAUAUUUAUUAUCCAGAGUGAAAGUUCCAGCUUGUGCAUUAAAGUAGACAGAGAUGGCCUUGUUCUGGAAGACUGUGGGCAGCUCUCAGAAAAGAUGUUGUGGAAAUGGGUGUCCAGCCGUCGUCUCUUCAACAUAGGCAGCAGUGCCUGUCUGGGGCUGAACAUCAGCAGGCCAGAGCAGCCACUGGCUAUGCUUGAAUGUGAUUCAACUCAAUACUCGUUGUGGUGGAGCUGUGAUGGAAAAGCCUUAGUUGGUGUAUCGGAGUACAAAUUAGCAGUUGAAAACGGUAAACGUAUUGUGGCCAAAAAAGAAUCUGUUUGUAAAUGGAAACAGUACAUGUCCUAUGAUGAAGACCUUUGUGAACACCCAUAUCAAGAAACAUACACCUUGCUGGGAAAUUCUUUUGGUUUUCCAUGUGUUUUUCCGUUUAAAUAUAACAACAAGUGGUAUUAUGAGUGUACUAGAGAUGGAAAAGAAUUUGAGUGGUGUGCCACAACAACUCACUACGAACAAGAUGAAAAAUGGGGAUUUUGCCCCAAUGCUGAGAGUGGCUGUGAUGUCUUUUGGAAGAAGAACCCCAGCACAGACGUCUGCUACCAGUUCAACCUGGCGUCCGUGCUGAGCUGGCAUGAGGCUCGCGCUGCCUGUCAGCUGCAAGGAGGGGACCUGCUCAGUGUCACCCACCCGGAAGAGCAGAGCUACAUAAGUAACUUAAGCAGGCAGUUAAAUUUCACAGACAUGGUGCUGUGGAUGGGCCUGAAUCGCCUGGAUGACAACGCUGGCUGGCAGUGGUCAGAUGGAGCACCACUAACGUUUGUGAACUGGAGAGCAAAUGUCUCUGAUAACCGUUUUAAAGAAAAUCAUUGUGCAGUGAUUAAUCCAAGGCUGAAGUAUGGCUGGAACAGUUAUCUGUGUGAAUCUGGAUUGCCUUUUGUGUGCAAAAAAUAUUUAAAUAAGACAGAGCAUGAAACGCUGGAUACGUGGAAGUAUUAUGCCACUCGUUGUGACGCUGGUUGGUACCCACACAAUCGCAACUGCUACAGACUUCAUCAAGAGGAGAAGAGCUGGAGUGAUGCUUCUCUCUCAUGCCAAAGUGAAAAUAGCAGGCUCAUUAGUAUAUCCUCCAUGGCAGAGGAAGAGCUGCUCCUUAACUUGCUUGAAAGUGAAAAUGUGACAGAGACAUGGAUUGGAUUAUACAGUAAUAACACCCCUGUUGUUUUUGAGUGGUCAGAUAGCACCCCAGUAAAAUUCUCUAACUGGCACAGACAAGAACCUAACACCUUUCAAAGAACAGGACAACUCUGUGUUUCAGCACAAGGACCUGAGGGACAUUGGAGGAUUAAAAAAUGUGAAGACAAAUCUUUCUAUAUCUGCAAAAAAGCAGGGGAAUUUAACAGUGUCUCUCCUGAACUGGAAUCAAGUUGUCCAGAGGGAUGGGAAAGACAUGGUGGAUAUUGUUACAAAAUCGACAGUACCCCUCGAAGUUUUGAACAUGCUUCCAGUGGUUAUUUCUGCCCAUCUGCACUUGUAUCAGUAACAAACAGGUUUGAACAAGCUUUUAUCAACAGCCUGAUCCUCAGCAUGGCAAAACCUGAGAGAACUUAUUUUUGGAUAGGAUUGCAAGACCUUAACAACACAGGAGAAUACUUUUGGCUAAGUCCAGGAGGAAGGAAUCACUCUGUGAGCUACACAAACUGGAACAAGUACCAGCCACGUCAUUCUGGAGGAUGUGUGGCUAUGCGAGGGCAGAACCCUGUUGGUUAUUGGGAGGUGAAAAGCUGCAAGAGCUUCAAAGCAAUGUCAUUGUGCAAGCAAAAAGUCAAUUCUUAUGAAGAACCUGAACUUACUUUUCAAAAAUAUUUGAGUUCCUGCUCUUUUGGAUGGGAGUCAGAACCUAAUCUGCUCAACUGCUACAAGAUAUUUCACAAUGAAAAAGUUCUGAUGAGAAGAACAUGGCAUGAAGCAGAAGCCUUAUGUCGAGAUUUUGGAGCACAUCUUGCUAGUUUUAGCCACAUCUAUGAAGAGAUGUUUUUAAACAAUCUAUUAUAUACAAUUUUUGAUAGAACAGAAGAGAGACAGUUCUGGAUUGGAUUUAACAAAAGAAAUGCACUUUCUGGAGGGACGUGGCAGUGGUCAGACAGAACACCUGUUGUAUCUGCGUUUUUGGAGGACAAGUAUGUUGAAGAUGACUCAAGAAACUGUGGCGUGUUCAAAGUAAACAGAACAGUCUUUCCAGCACACUGCAAUGAAAAACGUGAAUGGAUAUGCAAAAUACCAAAAGGUGUCAAACCAAUGAGUCCAGUUUGGUACACAGCUGAGCUGCCUUGGUCGUAUUAUCAAGGAGCAGAAUAUCUUUUCCAUGUCAGCCCUGCAGAAUGGGAAACCUGUAAGUUUGUCUGCAGCUGGCUUCGUGGUGGAUUGGCAAUAGUAAAUUCUUCUGGUGAACAAACCUUUAUUCAAAGUAAAAUAAGGAAGCUGUCGAAUAGUGAUGUUCACUGGUGGAUUGGAUUGCACGCAGAAAACCUCAGUGAUGAGUUUCGCUGGAGAGAUGAAUCAGCAGUAACGUACCAGAACUGGAACGAAGGAAGGGAAAGAGAUCUGCAGAAACCAGGGAAAAGAUGUGGCUUUAUUUCAUCACAGACAGGACUCUGGGGUGAUGAAAACUGUACUGUUUCUCUUCCCUGUAUUUGUAAACGUAAAAUUCCAAAGAAGAUAGAGAAAGAGAUUCCAAAAGACCCGAACCAACAAGAAGUGUGUCCCAAAGGCUGGUUGCACUUUGGAUUUAAAUGCUUUUUAAUACAAAUUCCAAAGGAUCCAGAACAUCUGAGAAACUGGUACUCUGCACAAGAAUUCUGCAGUAACUAUGAUGGGUCACUUGCUAUCCUGGAAGAUGAACUGGAGCAAGCUUUCAUAACAAUGAAUCUAUAUGGGUGGAAGACUAGUGUUUGGAUAGGCUUCCAGAGCGAUGAUUAUGAAAAACAGUUGAAUGAAAAUCCUCAAUUGUAUUCCAACUGGUCGCCAGUUGAAGUCGUGGAUAGACGGCAUUUUAACAUUCAAGAUCAACUUCCACUGUGUACAUUGGUAUCAAAUAACCCUAAUUUUUAUUUUACUGGAAAAUGGUACUUAGAAAACUGUCAGAAAAAUUAUGGGUUUGUCUGCCAAAAGACUCGGGAUGCAUCCAGACACGUUAUCAAUACAUCUGAUAUGUAUCCCGUGCCAGAUACUUUAGAAUAUGGAAACAGAAGGUAUAAACUGAUAAGUGGGAAUUUUACGUGGUCUUCAGCUUUACAAGCCUGCAUGGCCAGCAGUGCGGAGCUGGUGAGCAUCACAGACCAGUACCACCAGGCUUUCCUGACCAUCAUCGUCAAUCGCCGGGGCUACAGCCACUGGAUCGGGCUCUUCACUGCCGACAAUGGGCUUAACUUUGAAUGGUCAGAUGGGACCAGAUCUUUGUUUUCUUUCUGGGAAGAUGAUGAGUCCCAGGCCUUUGGCAGCUGUGUUUACAUUGAUACCUCAGGGCACUGGAAAAGUGCAAAUUGUGAGCAGUUUCUGCAAGGAGCAGUUUGCCAUGUGCCACCUAAAAAGAAACUCAAUGCCUAUAAAGGCUUAUGUUCAGAAAAAACUGUACCCUGGAUCAAAUUCAAAAACAGUUGCUACAGCUUUUCCACAGUUCUUCAGGGCAUGAGUUUUGAUACAGCAUAUGAGGUCUGCAAAAAUCAAGGAGCGAAUCUUCUGACUAUUCAAGAUGAAGAUGAAAGUGCAUUCAUUUUGGAAGAAUUGCACAGUUUUGGUUAUUCUGUACAAAUGGUUUGGUUGAACAUUCUGCUUGUUACAGACAAUGAGACAGUCACCUGGUUUGACGGUUCUCCUUUAAAUUAUUCUAACUGGGGCAUCAGAGAGCCCGAAUUUGAUAAUCUCAAAGGGAAUUUCUGCAUCAGCUUGAGGACCACAGAUGGAGUCUGGCAAUUAUCUCCAUGCAGAGAAAAAAGGGGUUUUGUAUGUAAAAGGGAUGCAGAUAUUGAUACAACAGAAUCCUCUGAAAAAGGAUCAUACGGUGGACUUGUAGCUCUGACUAUUUUUGUGACAUUGGUGAUGUUGGCUGCCAUUUGCCUUUUCCUGUGGUGCCUGCACAAAGAGAAUAACCAACUCUUCCGCAGGAUACUGUGGGUCAGAAACGCCUACUUGCCACAGAUUAAUGCUGAUAGUCCUGCUCUGGAAGAAAGCAUCCUCAUUUCUGACUUUGAGAGAAGUGAGAACAAUUAAUUGAUCAGAAGUAGCAAGUGGUCCUGUCUUCUGUGUGAAACUUCACAACCUGCAGUGGUUUUCUCGUUCUUGGGAGUCCCUCGGAGUGCCCAUAUCCUGAGAAAACCUCUUGGCCAUCAGUAUCAAUGCUGGAGGAGCUCCUUACCCCAGAGAGCUUUUGCUUUGUGGCAGGAUGAGGUGAGGAUGCAAGGCAGAGCCAUGGAGAAAUUUUCUUCUCUGGGACAAGCCAAGAAUCGAAAACACUCAAAGACCAUAAACCUCCAACUGCUCAGUUGGAGCAGUCAUGUUUGAGGUCCCAGAGCAGAGGGCAAUUUCAUGCAACUUUUGCCUUUGGGAAUAUUUUGAGCCUUUGUGUUUUGUUUCUAUACUUUGUAGAACCUGCUUAUGACUCAGCAUUAAAAUUUGGCCUUGAAUUUAAGAACUCUGAAAUAUAUUCCAAGGAUUAUGGGGAAGACUUUUUUUUGCUGGCAAAAUGAAGUUAUUUUUUCUGCAACAUGAACAGUUAUUUUCCAGACAAUAGAUUCUUGCCACAUUGAUUUCCAAGCUGCAGGGAGAUGAAGCCACUCUUGAUUGACACUGCCAGAGUUUUGGUAGUUUUGCCUGUGAUGCCUAGUUCAUGUUAUAAAAUAAAUUAGUCUAGAGAUAUAAUGGCAUAUGGACUUCGUCAUCCUGAAGUUAUAUUCAUUUGAAAUGCAUCCAGCAUCCUAUUAAAGAUUUAGCUAUGUCAUCUCUCACCUAGAUUAUUUCAGACAUGGAAUCCCAUCAGCCUUCAUUAAAAACAUUUUCGGGCAAUAUCUGUUUGAAGAAAAAACCCUGUUCUAAAUCUUUCUGAAGGUAUGGAUCAAAUGGCUUUACUGUUCACCUCAUUUCUGUUCCCAAAGGGUGCUAGUCCUCUAGCCCAUGUAGCAGACACUUUCCCUUUCAGUGUUGUACCAAGGUGCUGAGGAAGAAGAUGAAUUUUGCUGACCCAUUGCUCUGCAGGCUGAUGGUUGUGAAGGAGCCAGCUCAGGUCUCUGUGCUGUCUCAGUUGCAGCAGUCCAGGACAGAAAUGUUUACUCUCCCUGAGAUUCCCGCCGCCCCAACCAGCCCUCCACCCCCUCUCUGAAAACACCUGGGAGCUUCUCAGGGAUUUUAUUUUUUAUUUUUAUUGCAGUGUGGAAAAAGAAAUGUUUAGCAAUGGUUACUUCACAAUGGAUUUACUGUCGUUUUCACCAUUUCUAAAAGCUGCUGCAAAGGGCUGCAUUGGUUGUUCUGUUUCUCAAUUUCCUUGUUUUAAGGUGACUCAUUCUAAAAAUUUUGCAAGAGCCCUGAGACAGAGGUAUGUUCCUCAGAAUUAAGCAAGCAGCUAAGGCCAACCAAAGUUUUUUUACACAAUAUUUGUGCACAUGCACAGGAAUGUAUGACUGCCUUUUAGUUAGAUUUUACGUGGCCAAAAAUUGCCUGUUCAUGCCAUAAUGAUGUGUAGGGCUAUUUUUAAAAAUUAUUUCGUACAUAGAAUAUUUCUGUGCUGGUUUACAGAACUGACUUACUCUUUUUGAUGACUUCUAAGAUUAGAGCUAUCACAAGUUCUUAAUCUGCAAUUUUUCUAUCAUAUAAAAUAUAAAUAGCUUUUCUGUGUAUGUUCUGCCUAGUGGUUUGACCCCAUACAUCAGUCUUCAGUAAUAUUUUUAAUGUUUUGGUUUAGUCCUCUAGAUUUCUGCAUUGGACUGUUUUUAUUUACAGUCCAAUAACAGAGUUUGCAGACUGCACCAUUUGAGUACAAUUGCCAGAUAAUCUGUUGUUUAUAUGUAUUAACUAUGAUAGCUUUUUACCACCAAAAGAAAAGAAAAAAAAAAGUUUAUGACCUCUUCUUUCCCCAUUACUGUUUCACCUAUAUGAACUACAGCUGGAGGAACUUAAACCAACAAACCCCCUUCAUCACAUUCACUGAGAGGUGUGUGAAUGCUGCCUUCUUACAGUACAGUAAGCACAGUGGCUUGCAGGGUGGUUUUUGUUUGCAAGAGUAAGUUGUGUCAUUUCUGAGGACAAGUAUUUAUUGGGCUACAAUGCUGUUGAUAGUUAUAAAGAUGCUGGUCAGAUUUGGAUGUGGUUAAUGAAGUUGUGUUUUUUCACAAAACUUGACAUAGAUGUUUUAUCAAUUUUCCUUGAGGUAUGUUUUAUUCCUUAAAAUAUAUCUGAAGGGUAAUGGCAUAAUCAAAAUUGUGAUUGUUGAUUAACAUUGAUGGAGAUGAGCUUGUAUUAAAGAAAAAAAGUUCAAGCAGUGUUUUCUUCCUGCUUUGAAAUGGUUUUGAAGGAACAGAGCCUUAGAUAUUUAUUUUCAAAUCUUUUAUCAUUUAGCUUUCUAUAACUGCAAAUAUUAUUCACUCAAGAAUGUAAUCAAUGAUUGCUUUCUCAUCUUCCUUCUGGAUUUUGUUAUCAAUGGCUUUCAAUUGUUUUCCCUUAAUCAGAGGUCUCCUGUACUUCCCUGAUCAAAAUAUGUGAUGACUGUGUUUAUAUCGCUGACCUUGAUGAUGUUGGUAAUGAGAGUCACUGUAUUAUUUCAGCUGGAAAAUUAAAACAUGACUAAUAGUUGUCCAUGCUGUAAUUUUU
Molecule: messenger RNA, 7405 nt
Organism: Prinia subflava (tawny-flanked prinia)
Lineage: Eukaryota; Metazoa; Chordata; Aves; Passeriformes; Cisticolidae
Gene: PLA2R1
Product: phospholipase A2 receptor 1
Exons: 30
Coding region: 431-4816 (1461 amino acids)
Molecular function (GO): signaling receptor activity
Source: RefSeq, a predicted model, not a curated record